Meloidogyne enterolobii is the source of this 387-nucleotide messenger RNA. The record is from the annotation of a GenBank genome assembly. Lineage: Eukaryota; Metazoa; Nematoda; Chromadorea; Rhabditida; Meloidogynidae.
AUGUUUUUUCUUUCACCUGAAGUUCAACUUGACGUUUUAAAAUGUCUUAAUUUCGAGCAAUUAUUCUCUCUUAAACAAUCAAAUUCUUGCUUUUAUAAUUUAAUAAAUAAAUACGAGGGAGGAUUGGCACGAAUGGAAUUUGGUAAACUCUCUUUGAUUGAUACCAGAAAAAUCCAUAGUCAAGAGAUGGAUUACUAUAAAUUCAUUAAACUUGAGCCUGUAAUUUCUGAUUUUGUUUUGGAUGAUCAACUUAUGAAGAAGUGGCAAGCAGCGAUGGCUGAAUCUAUUCCAUUGUAUCUACAUAUGUUUGAAGAUGGUAUUGAAAGCUUUGCUGUUCAGCUUGAGAAAAAGGGUAUUGACGCUUAUAAGGUAUAUACCACGGAAUGA